This is a messenger RNA of Mastomys coucha (southern multimammate mouse), 6979 nucleotides long. It is a transcript of the gene Fzd5, whose product is annotated as frizzled class receptor 5. Gene Ontology annotation, biological process: non-canonical Wnt signaling pathway; canonical Wnt signaling pathway. The transcript is spliced from 2 exons. Gene Ontology annotation, cellular component: plasma membrane. The record is from RefSeq and is a predicted model, not a curated record. The coding region runs from base 867 to 2624 and encodes 585 amino acids. NCBI's taxonomy places the organism in Eukaryota, Metazoa, Chordata, Mammalia, Rodentia, Muridae. Gene Ontology annotation, molecular function: Wnt-protein binding; Wnt receptor activity.
GGGAGAGGGCAGUGAGCCUGCGGCCGAGACUUGUCCGUCGCCGUCGCGCACCGCUCGGAGCUCUCUGGAGGUGGGCGAAAGAGUGCGAGAGCGCGGGGGAGGAGCCGAGCGGGGCGAGUCCCGAGAGCGCCGCCACCGCCCCCCGGAGUCCGCUGGAGCGCGGAGCCCCCUGCAGGGGAGGCGGCGAGCGGCUGGCGGGACGCGGCGGCGGGCGCGGACCAUGCAGUCCCCGCCCGGCCAGCGCUGGCUGCUCGCUGUGCUGUGAGGUGGCGGGGUCCCCUCCGGCUGCCGCACCCCUCCGCGCAGCUCAAGUGCUGCCCGGAGCCCUUGCACUUCGUCCCGGGCCCCGGGACGCCGGUGGAAGGCACGGCCUGCCCCUGCCUUGCUCUGCCCGAAUCAUGCAGGGGGCCCCGAAGGAAGAGAAGGCGACUGACCGGCCCGCGCCGCCCGUGGUCGAGGGGCGUCCUGCUCUCUGCUGAAACGCCCUCCAACCUGCUGCCAUGUGUCGCCGCCACAGGUACCUAUAGCUUGUCGUUAAACUUUCCCAGCUCCGGCCCGGUUCGGGGUCGCGGGGACGGAGGAGGAGCCCGGCUGGUUGCAGACAUCUGCCGCCCAGCAGGAUCCUCAGAGAGUUCUGUCCUUGGAGUCGGAGCCCUAUCUGGCGUGGAGCUGAGCGCUGCCGGCGGAGGCAGCGCCUUCCCGAAACAGUUUAUCUUUGGACGGAUUUCUUUAAGAGAAAAAGAAACCAACAGGUUGCCAGCCCCGGGCGUCACACUCCAGACUCCGGAGAGGGAAGACCCGGCCGCAGAUUCGUCGGCCAACGCAGACCCUCUCGGGCAGCGGGAGGCAAAGGGAAGAAGGGGACGAUGGCUCGGCCCGACCCGUCCGCGCCGCCCUCUCUUCUGCUGCUGUUGCUGGCGCAGCUGGUGGGUCGGGCAGCAGCCGCUUCCAAGGCCCCAGUGUGCCAGGAAAUCACGGUGCCCAUGUGCCGCGGCAUCGGCUACAACCUGACGCACAUGCCCAACCAGUUCAACCAUGACACGCAGGACGAGGCAGGCCUGGAGGUGCACCAAUUCUGGCCGCUGGUGGAGAUCCACUGCUCGCCGGACCUACGCUUCUUCCUGUGCUCCAUGUACACGCCCAUCUGCUUGCCUGACUACCACAAGCCGCUACCCCCGUGCCGCUCCGUGUGCGAGCGCGCCAAGGCCGGCUGCUCGCCGCUCAUGCGCCAGUACGGCUUCGCCUGGCCCGAGCGUAUGAGCUGCGACCGCCUCCCUGUGCUGGGCGGCGACGCCGAGGUUCUGUGCAUGGAUUAUAACCGAAGCGAAGCCACCACCGCAUCCCCUAAGUCCUUCCCGGCCAAACCCACACUCCCAGGACCACCAGGGGCGCCAUCUUCCGGGGGCGAGUGUCCCUCGGGAGGCCCAUCUGUGUGCACGUGCCGUGAGCCCUUCGUGCCCAUCCUGAAGGAGUCACACCCACUCUACAACAAGGUGCGCACCGGCCAAGUGCCCAACUGCGCCGUGCCCUGCUACCAGCCGUCCUUCAGCCCUGAUGAGCGCACGUUCGCCACCUUCUGGAUUGGCCUGUGGUCUGUGCUGUGCUUCAUCUCCACGUCCACCACCGUCGCCACCUUCCUCAUUGACAUGGAACGAUUCCGCUAUCCUGAGCGCCCCAUCAUCUUCUUGUCUGCGUGCUACCUGUGUGUGUCACUAGGAUUCUUGGUGCGCCUGGUCGUGGGCCAUGCCAGCGUUGCCUGCAGCCGUGAGCACAGCCACAUACACUAUGAGACGACUGGCCCUGCGCUCUGCACGGUUGUUUUCCUCUUAGUCUACUUCUUUGGCAUGGCUAGCUCCAUCUGGUGGGUCAUCCUGUCGCUCACCUGGUUCUUGGCGGCUGGCAUGAAGUGGGGCAAUGAAGCCAUCGCAGGCUAUGCACAGUACUUCCACCUUGCUGCCUGGCUCAUCCCCAGCGUCAAGUCCAUUACGGCGCUGGCACUGAGCUCGGUGGACGGGGACCCAGUGGCUGGCAUCUGCUAUGUGGGCAACCAAAACCUGAACUCUCUACGAGGCUUUGUCUUGGGCCCACUGGUGCUGUACCUGUUGGUGGGCACGCUCUUCCUUCUGGCGGGCUUCGUGUCACUCUUCCGCAUACGGAGCGUCAUCAAGCAGGGUGGCACUAAGACAGACAAGCUGGAGAAGCUCAUGAUCCGCAUCGGCAUCUUCACUCUGCUCUACACGGUGCCAGCCAGCAUCGUGGUGGCCUGCUACCUGUAUGAGCAACACUACCGGGAGAGCUGGGAGGCAGCCCUCACCUGCGCGUGUCCGGGACCGGACGCUGGCCAGCCACGCGCCAAACCCGAGUACUGGGUGCUCAUGCUCAAGUACUUCAUGUGCCUGGUGGUGGGCAUCACGUCGGGAGUUUGGAUCUGGUCCGGCAAGACCCUGGAGUCUUGGCGGCGUUUCACCAGCCGCUGCUGCUGCAGCUCUCGGCGGGGCCACAAGAGCGGUGGCGCUAUGGCCGCAGGAGACUAUGCGGAGGCCAGCGCAGCGCUCACCGGGAGGACCGGGCCGCCGGGCCCCACCGCCACAUACCACAAGCAAGUGUCCCUGUCGCACGUCUAGGAAGGCCUGGAGGCCUAGGCCCAGGACCGGUGCUGGAAGUUGAAGGGGGCGGUUGUGUCGCUUGGUAGCUUUGUGAAGGUCACUUCCGUUUAUCUUCUUGGUGCUGAUGCCCCCUCCCUGAGCGGCUUGGAGAGGAAAAGGGGGCUGUUUCAAGAGAUUACCUGUCCCCGGUCUUCUACCAGGGGGGUCGGCUCGCAGUGCAGUGGGUUAAGUGUAUUCUAGUUUGCAUUUCUUACUGCUUUCUUUAGAAGUACCUUGUUUUUAAUUUAUAUGUAUUUUAAGUUUUAACUUUGUUGCAUUUUGGCAACAAAAUUUACCUUUGCUUUGGGGGCUUCAUAAUCCUCCAGCUGGCAUUGUAAUGAGGUUACCGUUGGUUCAGGUAUUUUUGGACUGUGUGGUCUAAAUUAGGAAAAUAUAUUUCCUAUACGUGUCUUUGUUUUUGUUUUUGUUUUAUAAAUGUGAAGAGUGUGAGAGGCUGCUGUGUGGGAAGGCGUGGAGUGUUCUUUUUUAGGUAGUUUCUUCCUACAGUGCUUAAAAUGUCCAGGACACUUAGAGGCCAGAGGCCAUCUGCUCCUUCUGUGUCUAGCCCCCUCAAGUCCUCAAGUAGAAUAUGAUGUGGUUAGGACCGUCCCCCAGAUGACAAGGUUAGAGCUAGGACUUCUGUGAGCCUCCUUAACCUUGCUCAGCAAGCCUUGGGCUCUUGGCAGCCAAGCUGCCAUCACUCUCAUUCUGUUAGAGCCAGCCGUCCGUCCGUCCGUCGUGUCUUGAAUAAGUUAGAGGUGGCAUUAUGGAGUGGACGUAAACAUUUGCCUUAGAGCCUAAGGAGGACUGCUUGAAUGUGAAUUCUGAACUGGUAAGACGGUGAGCUUUCUGUCCGUGAAAGAGUGAGUGAGUGGGUGGUUGCCCAGAGGGAGUAGGUGGUUCUUAAUAAGCUCCAGAAAGCCCCCCCCUUUUGAGACUAAAAAAACUUGUGCUACAGAUUUCAGUAAAAGUAAAUCCACUCCCUUUUUCUGGAAGCAGUUAGGACUCCUCGCUAAAGGGGGCUCUCUUUUAGAUUAAAGGACAAAAAACGGAUAUGCUUCCAGUAAUUAAAGUAAAUUCCCAUUGCUUCGUAUCUGCUGCUCCAGGCCCACCUCCUUUAUCAUGUUAAACAGUCCUUCUAGCUUUUCUUAUUCCUCCUGGUGGAGAGCGGUGAUUAGAAACCACACCCACCCACCAAUGAAGUGUUGAGACUGGGGGGGUGGGGGGCGGGAGGGAGGCUGGUUACCUGGGAACAAACGUUGGCUCAGGGGGAAAACCAGUGUCCCUGAACUCAAAGAUUUAAAGCCAGUUAUGCCCCAAAGCAGCUACACCAUGCCCUACUAGCCUGAAAACAAACAAGACUCCUAACUUAGCUUUGUAAUAUGGGGGCAGUGUAAAGCUACUGCAGGAGAGACCUUGUUUCUUUUCCUCCUCUCUUGAGAGAGCCUGUAUAGUGAUGGACAACCCCCCCACUCCCCUCCCACACACAGUUUCUCUGCUAUUAGAAGAGUCUGUUUGCUUUCCUAAUCUGUUUAACUAUUCAUUCACUAAGAGUAUGGGGCCAUUACAGGGAAAGAAAUGGCAGGGCGUCAGCCAGCAAGUACCAGUGAGUGACCCAGGCAGAGUGGGGACUGAAUUUAGAGAGCUAAAAUGGCCAAGCAACUGAAACUUCACAAAGCUUUCCUAGAAAAACAGCUGGAGUCUAGGCAUUUUCAUUUGCAGCACUUGGGGGUGGGGUAGUAGGGGGAGCUAAGCCUGAGCCAGCUUUAUGUCCCAGGUACUCAGUGGAGAAAUGUGUAGUUCCCAUUGGGAAUUUAAGCACUCAGAGUGUUCACAUUUGUAAAACAUUCUGCUCUCUCGCUCCCUGGAGUCAGAAUUAAAAUUUCAGUGGCUUCCAUAAGACCUUGUACAUCUAGGUGCAGAACUCUGUGAAUGUCUUAUUCUACUUAUUCUGAAGCCCCUUCCAGGAACCUCAGUACCUCCCUGGCUCAGCACCACUUCUGUUUUUCAAAUGAGGUCCUUUUCUUAUCACCUUGACCUCUUGCCUUGUUUUAGUGUUGUCUUCCCAGAAUCUGCUGCCACCCCUGCCCCCCUCACCCCACCUCCAACCCCAGUCAGCUGUGCAUAGUUUGGGUUGUUCCCUUCUGACAAAGAGAAUUGAAAAUCGUGGUGGAAUCUGGAAAAGACGUACAGUUUAUCUAAAAGUUGUGGGAUGAAGCUGAUGAAAGUGAUUUAAUUCAUUUUUCAUCAUUUUAGAAUGGUUAUUUUUUUUCCCAUCUAAGAAACAUGCCAAAGCUCUAAAAAAAAAAAAAAAAACGAUUAAUACCCUUUGAAAAUAUGGCAGUUGAAGCGGAUGCAAUGCCAGAGCAGGGGACUAUGCAGGCAUGCCUUUGGAAGGGGCUGCAGAGGGCUCUAGCUUUCUGUCCUCUGUGCUCCUCUUUCCUCUUCCAUACCCUUAGAGAGACAAAGAAAGCACACCUGCUUCCCUGAAGCCAACCAGAGUUUCUGGCCAGCCCGAGGGGAGGGGAGAGGGAAGCUGCCUUCGGAUGACUACCCCCUCUUUCCACCGCUCGGUUUCCUCCGCUUUGCAUAUCUGUACCGAUAACAAGAAAUGAAAUGAAGAGCCCAUGGGGUAACUCAGCAGCUUGUGCACUGCCAGCUUUGUGUAGCUCAGACGACUUGGGGUUGGUUUCAGGUUCAGGGCACAUGCCUUUGGCCACCCCACUCGCCUCUUUAGGCACUGGGAUGCUUCACAGACUGGAGGGUGAGGGUUUUUAGAUGGUCUAAAGAAAGAAGCAGGACCUCAAUGACUCCGAUGGCCAGAUAAUUAGGAAGGUUUUUUUUUUUCUUCUUUUUUUUUUAAUUUAACUUCACGUUAUUUCCCUCCUCACAUUUUGAAGUUGUCUGAGUUGGAUGAAAAUCAUUUUUCCUGGUGCCUUAUUGGUUUCUUCUUGUAGUCCUUUUGUCACAGCUUCCUGUGAUCGUCACCAGUGACCAGGGCCCCGUGGGUGCGUAUGCCCUGUGUGCGCUUGUGCGCAUGUACAAGCUUAAAUAAUGUGCCGAUGGCACUGGUUCUAAGUUGGUAUUCAUUAGGUUGUUCCCUCCUGGGCCAGGGCAGCAGUAAUCUUGACACCGGCUGCCAGGAGACAACAUCAUGGAUCAUACACUGAACCUUAAUAACAGCAUCCGUGACCUGCGCCGGCGAGUGUAGAAUGGGAACCCCAGAGCUAGGAGGCACGGUUGUAUAUUUUAAUGAACUGCUGCCCCUGCUAAGGAAGCUUCUUUCACUUUUGUGCUCUACAGAAAGACCAAGGGGGGUAGGAGGGACAAAGCUUUGAAUAAGUGCUUUCUAACACUGGCAAACAGGACCGAGCACAUCACAAAUCUAGGCAGGUGUGAGGUACAGUGCUAAGAAUUGCCUGCUGCCUCUCUCUGCCCUUUCUUGUCUCCAAAGUCCAAUCAAGUGAUCCUGGGAAAGAAGUAGCCUGACUUGGGGAGGACAGCUCAGAAAGAAAACCUAACGAGACAUUGGAGAAGGGCGGGCGAAGGGCAGGGUAGGGAGGGUGUAACCUGCGUCACACUCUCAGAGCCUUCUGGUAGUGUAGUGACAAUUGCAGGAUUUAUUUCAUCCAGGAUGGUGUCUGUCUGUGGUACAUCAUUUUAAGAGAAUAUUAGUUCAUGUUGUUACAAACUAUGUAUAGUAUGUAUGUUUUGUGGGUGUGUAUAUACGUAAUAUAUAUUAUAUAUAUAUAUAUAUGAGAGAGAGAGAGAUUUAGUGACUUUUGAUACGGGUUGGUGCAGGUGAAUUUAUUACUGAGCCAAAUGAGGCACAUACCAAGUCAGUAGGUGGAGUCCAGGGCAUUCAGUGCUGUGCAUGAUUUGCAUACAUGUAUAGUGCCUAUCCCAUGCAGUGAGAAUCCUCGCUGUCAUGCCAAAUCCAGCACUCACAACGCAGAGCCAGCAAUAUUUUAUUUGUAGACAAUCAGCUUGAAUCUAUAGACUAUGACUGGCAAAUGAUUAUAAUCCUGAACCCAUACCACUCGCAAAAGGAAACCCAGAGUAUCUUGCAGAGACGUUUGGUUUGGUUUUGUGCCUGGGAGUCAGUCAGUACAACGGCAAUUGUAUGUGCUUAUGUUAGUCUCAAGAUCCUUAACUUGUUGACCUUAUUAUUUUGGAAAUUUUUUUUUGUAUUAUAUUUGUGGGAAGGUAAAAUAAUGGUUUUAAGAUUUUUAUCAAAUAUGGAGAUUAGUUAUUUAUGAAAAACAAAGAAAUGUCUAUUUUUGUUUCUUUGUUCCCAAUUAAUGUAGAUAACUUUUUAAAAUGCAUUAAAGCAA